Oxyura jamaicensis (ruddy duck) is the source of this 1759-nucleotide messenger RNA. RefSeq lists its product as uncharacterized. Bases 686 to 1759 code for a protein of 357 amino acids. The transcript has 3 exons. The record is from RefSeq and is a predicted model, not a curated record. Lineage: Eukaryota; Metazoa; Chordata; Aves; Anseriformes; Anatidae. Gene Ontology annotation, molecular function: nucleic acid binding; RNA-DNA hybrid ribonuclease activity.
UUCUCAGGGAGCCAUCAGCCGUGACCGACCCCUGCUGCUCACAAUGGACCUCUGGAAGGAUAGUAGAAAAUUAUUUGCCUUUGAAUGGGAAAACCCACAGAAUGGACGAAAGACACAAUUAACUUGGACAAGACUUCCACAAGGCUUCAAGAAUAGCCCGACCCUCUUCAGGAGCCAGCUGGCCAAGGAACUGGAAAUCUGGACAACAUAAGGACAAAUACAGCAGUAUUUCUAGGAACUGUUCCAGAAGAAAGACCUUUGGAACACAAUUGUGUGGAAAUAAUCGAACAUACUUAUGCUAGCCGUGAGGAUUUGAAGGAUGUACCCCUUGAAAGGUAUCACUGGGAACUUUUUACUGAUGGUAGUAGUUUUGUGGAAAACGGAACACGAUAUGCAGGGUAUGCAGUGACAACCCUGAAAACAGUGAUCGAAGCAAAACCUUUACCGCCUGGUACGUCGGUACAGUGAGCAGAACUGAUAGCUCUAACUCGAGCACUGGAACUGAGUAAAGAAAAGAUGGUAAAUAUUUUGGACAAAUUCAAAGUAUGCCUUUGGAGUGGUCCACAUUCAUGGAGCAUUAUGGAAGGAGAGAGGGUUGUUGUCUUCAGAAGGGUCCAAUAUAAAAUAUCAAGAGGAAGUGUUAAAUUUGAUAAAUGCGGUACCAAAACCAAAGCAAGUGGCUAUCAUGCACUGUAAAGCCCAUCAAGGAGAAACCUUGAAGAUAUCAGAAGGGAAUCGGUUGGCAGAUCAAGCAGCUCGACAAGUUGCUUGGAAGGUGUGGAGCGUGAUGGCUUUACUGCCACUCAAGGUAGGCCCCACUCGUUUUAAUCUUCCCAAGGGACCCAGAUAUUUGCCAGAGGAUGAGAAAUUAGCAAAUCUCCUAAAGGCCCGAAAGAACUCUGAUGGAUGGUAUGUAACCACUACAGGCCAGGUAGUACUAGCCCCUUUGGUGAUGCGGGAAAUACUUCAGACAAGACAUAAUGAGUGUAACUGGGGUGCAGAGGCAAUGGCAACAUCCUUAAAACGUAGCAUUAUCUCUACACAUAUGUUAACAAUGGCAAAAUCAGUAAUGUCAAAGUGUGAGAUUUGUCUGAAAAAUAAUCCAGUAGCAAGAAAACAUGCUGAAAUGGGAAGAGUUAGAGUAGGAAUAGAACCAGGAGAUUACUGGCAAGUUGAUUUUGUAGAGUUACCUAGGACUAGGGAAAUGAUUUAUAAACUUACAGGACAAGUAAGCAGGCUCGUGAGAGCCACGAGAGAAUGCUUUAGAGAUUUUAAUAUCCAACUACAAGCUACAACUAAAAUGGUUCUACAAAAUCAAUUGGCAUUAGAUACACUGUUAUUAAAGGAACAUGGAGCAUGCAGAUUUCUAAAAGAUCGUAUUGAUCAUUGCUGCAUCCACAUUCCAAAUGUAACUAUUGAUGUAGAACAUGACAUAGAGCAGCUGGCUCGAGUGGAACAACAUGCAGAACAGGAAGAGAAAGAUAUGACAACAAGCUGGCUGGAUAAAAUUUUUAGCGGAUGGAAUAUUAGUAAUUGGGUUAAAUCCUUACUGGAGACAGCAAUUAUGUUGGUAAUUGUAGGCGUAUUAAUUUGGUUAACAUUUGUAAUGCUGAAGAGUAUGAUUUUAAAGAGAACAACUUGGAACCGGAAAGUGAUGCAGACCAUUUCUAUGUCUGAUUUGGAGCCACAUCUGCAACACCCGCGACUGGCAUAUGACAACUUCGGAUUUCAGAGAGAAUCUGAGGAACCCAGGAGGUGA